AAUAUCUAGUGUAGAUUGAGUCCUCAGUGGGAUUGAGCAAAGGAACAGUAGCAAGGAUAUGCCAAUUUCUAUUGUUCCAAGUUGUCAUGUUUCAGUGCCCAAAGCUACUGCCCAAGUUUGUGGGUUUAAUUUGAAUCAAAAUAAGCCCAACUCAAGACGGAGGGAGACAUGCAGUGUGAUAAGAUGUUGUGAUAAAAGGGUAGGAGAAACAGCAAGAAAAGAGAAGAAUUACUAUGAGUUGCUGGGAGUUUCAGUUGAUGCAAAUGUGCAAGAUAUCAAAGAGGCUUAUAGGAAGUUGCAGAAAAAGUAUCAUCCUGAUAUUGCAGGCCAACAGGGUCAUGAUUAUACCCUGAUGCUCAAUAAGGCUUACAAAGUGCUGGUGAAAGAGGAUCUGAGGAAAGAUUAUGAUGCUUCAAUCGGUCAAAUGAGACUGCACGUUGGCAGAAACGGCUUGGACUCUGCACGUUACAGCUCAUGGAAUGGACCAUUGAGACCACAAGCUCUAUUUGUUGAUGAAAAUGCAUGCAUAGGGUGCAGAGAAUGUGUACACCAUGCCAGUAACACAUUUGUAAUGGAUGAAGCUAUGGGAUGUGCACGAGUGAGAGUUCAAUACGGGGACAGCGAUGAAAAACUCGAGGUAUAA
Messenger RNA from Pistacia vera, 643 nucleotides. Its product is annotated as chaperone protein dnaJ C76, chloroplastic-like. The transcript is spliced from 4 exons. NCBI's taxonomy places the organism in Eukaryota, Viridiplantae, Streptophyta, Magnoliopsida, Sapindales, Anacardiaceae. The coding region runs from base 59 to 643 and encodes 194 amino acids. The record is from RefSeq and is a predicted model, not a curated record.